Molecule: messenger RNA, 2275 nt
Organism: Ceratotherium simum simum (southern white rhinoceros)
Lineage: Eukaryota; Metazoa; Chordata; Mammalia; Perissodactyla; Rhinocerotidae
Source: RefSeq, a predicted model, not a curated record
AUGGAGUCAGAUGCGGAGUCCUCCACUCCCUUGGGCCCUGUUGCUGCCCCAGGGGAGCUGGACGCCAGGCCUGGCUGUUCCUCCCUGGGGCUGCCCAGCGGAGACCCGGGGAAGCUCCGAGUGCUGCCUGUCGGGCCCGGAGCCCACUGCGGGGACCCUGCCCCCGGGGGCGCCGGCAGCCAGACCGCUGCAGGGGACGGCCCCCUGGACACGGGUCUCACGCGGGAGCCGAGCGGCGGCACUAAGAUCCCUAACCGGGACAGUGGGAUCGACAGCCCGUCCUGCAGCGUGGCCGGCGAGAACUUCCCCUGCGAGGAGGGUGGCGAGGCGGGCCCCCGCCCCAUAGUCCCGGGGCUGCACCCCGAGAUGGCCCCAGAUGGCACGGCCCUCCAGGAGGAGGCCGAGAGCGAUGUGGGUGAGGGCAGCGGCGAGGAGCCCGACCCCGAGAACAGCCCCCCGAGGGCCGACACGGACCCAGCCAAGUGCUCGGAGCCCCAGAAGCUGCUUCACAUUGCUCAGGAGCUCCUGCACACCGAGGAGACCUACGUGAGGCGGCUGCACCUGCUGGACCAGGUUUUCUGCACCCGGCUGACGGCAGCGGGGAUCCCUCCAGAAGUCACCACGGGCAUCUUCUCCAACAUCUCCUCCAUCUAUCGCUUCCACGGGCAGUUCCUCCUGCCCGAGCUGCAGAAGCGGAUCAUGGAGGAGUGGGACUCGAACCCCCGGCUCGGGGACAUCCUGCAGAAGCUGGCCCCGUUCCUCAAGAUGUACGGUGAGUACAUCAAGAACUUUGACCGGGCCAUGGAGUUGGUGAGCACCUGGACCCAGCGCUCGCUGCUGUUCAAAGACAUCGUCCAGGGCAUCCAGAAGCAGGGCGUGUGCGGGAACCUGACGCUGCAGCACCACAUGCUAGAACCCGUGCAGAGGAUCCCCCGCUACGAGCUGCUGCUCAAGGACUAUCUGAGGAGGCUCCCAGGGGACGCCCCGGACCGGAAGGACGCAGAGAGGUCCUUGGAGCUCAUCUCCACAGCCGCCAACCACUCCAACGCUGCCAUUCGGAAAAUGGAGAAGAUGCACAAGCUCUUGGAGGUGUACGAGCGCCUGGGUGGGGAGGAGGACAUCGUCAACCCCGCCAACGAGCUGAUCAAGGAGGGCCACAUCCAGAAGCUGUCUGCCAAGAACGGCACCGCCCAGGACCGCCACCUCUUCCUGUUCAACAGCAUGAUCCUUUACUGUGUGCCCAAACUGCGGCUCAUGGGCCAGAAGUUCAGUGUCCGAGAGAAGAUGGACAUUUCGGGCCUCCAGGUGCAGGAUGUCGUCAAGCCAAACACGGCGCACACGUUCAUUGUCACGGGGAAGAGAAGGUCCCUGGAGCUGCUGACCCGGACAGAAGAGGAGAAGAAAGAAUGGAUUCAGGUCAUUGAGGCCACCAUCGAGAAGCACAGACAGAACAGCCAGACCUUCAAGGCCUUCAGUGGCUCCUUUGGCCAGGAUGAGGACCCUUCCUUCACUGCAGACCCGCCUAUGCUGAGCGCCAGCUCCGGGGAGCCCUCAGUGGCCGACGGUGGAGGGAGUGCCGCGCCCGAGCCCAGGAGAGGGUCCUCUAAGACCAGGCGGGACAAGGACAAGCAUGGCUGCAGGAGCUGCGGUGAAACCUUCAACUCCAUCACCAAGAGGAGGCACCACUGCAAGCUGUGCGGGGCGGUCAUCUGUGGGAAGUGCUCCGAGUUCAAGGCCGAGAAUGGCAGGCAGAGCCGCGUCUGCCGACAGUGUUUCCUGACUCAGCCGGUGGCCCCUGCUAGCCCCAGCUCCGAGGAGCCCAUGGAGCCCAAGCAGAGCACGGAGAAGCCGGCCUCUGCAGACCCCCCGCCCAGCCUGUUCUGUGGCCCCCUGCGGGUGUCGGAUGGCGGCUCGGCCUGGAGCGAGGUGUGGGCCACCAUCCCCACGUCAGACCCCCUGGAGCUGGUGCUGCACCUGCAGGGAGGCAGCCAGGCUGGCCGCCUGCCCCGAGCCGUCCCCCUCUCUGGCUGCACGGUGAGCGUGCCCGACCCCGCGGAGAAGCUGGACGCCCGGCACGUGUGGCGGCUGCAGCAGGCCCAGCAGUCCUUGCUCCUGAGUGCCCCGUCCGCGGAGCUGCAGCAGCAGUGGCUGGAGGCCCUGAGCGCGGCCGCCCUCGGGGACUCGGCCCGGGCCAGCCGGGGGGCCCUGCAGCCCCGGGCCCCCUGAGCUGAGUCUCGGCUGCGGCUCCGGCUCUGCGGCCACCACAGCAUGGCCU